Rubroshorea leprosula is the source of this 1098-nucleotide messenger RNA. NCBI's taxonomy places the organism in Eukaryota, Viridiplantae, Streptophyta, Magnoliopsida, Malvales, Dipterocarpaceae. The record is from the annotation of a GenBank genome assembly.
CUCAUACCUUUCCUCCUUCGAUUUUUCAGACAAACCCUAUCACACUCCAUCAUGUCCAACUUCGGCUUCCUCCCCACUAAUAUUCCUCGCAAUCCGCCAAACCCCAUCUUCAGUCCUGAUCAUGAUGUUCAUCAACAGUACUUUCAGCCAUCUGAUUACGAUCUAAUGCUCAGUACUGAUGGAUCAGAGGAAGAUAACACCAUUAGUUUCAACGCAAACCCUUCACAAGAUAUCACUGGGGCCGCUUCGAAUAUUCCAGUCUACCGCGCCAGCUCUAGCGAGCUGCCAUGGAGCAUAUCAGAUGUGCAAGAAGGAGAAACUGGUAUGGCAGAAGGAAAGAGCGAAGGGGGUAGUAGAAUUGCUUUCCGGACCAAAUCCGAUCUUGAGAUAAUGGAUGAUGGGUUCAAAUGGAGGAAGUAUGGCAAGAAGAAGGUUAAGAAUAGCCCUAAUCCAAGGAAUUACUACAAGUGCUCAAGUGGUGGUUGCAAUGUAAAGAAAAGAGUGGAAAGAGAUAGAGAAGACUCAAGGUUUGUGAUAACAACGUAUGAAGGGGUACAUAACCAUCACAGCCCUUGUGUCAUGUAUUCCAAUGGAAUCCCAGCUCUGGACUUUCCAAGCCAAUGGAAUAGUUCACACCCUUUUAGCUCCCAAUAGAGAAAACCCUAAUGUCAUGCACACUGUAAGCAAAAACUUGUCUUGAAUCAUAUCUGACUGUCUAAUCUUACAAACACAUAUAUAAAUGCUUAUGACUGCUAGCUAGCUUUUCCAAGUAGAUGUGUAUGAAGCUGUAUGACUGCUAGCUCUUUUCCAAAUAUAUUAGUGUGCAUAUAUAUAUAUAUAUAUAUAUAUAUUAGCUUAUAGCUUUUCCAAAUAGUAGUCUGUGAGUGCAUAUAAAUAUGUAUUUAGUAGCUUAGAUGUCAGUGACUCAGUAGACUGGUUUGGUAUAUAUCAAUGCAUCAGUAGGAGAAUCAAUCAAACAAAGCAAGUCCUUGUAUUCAUUACUUAUUCUGUUUUGAAUGUGAGGCUGUGUUUUGUGUCUUCAGCUAGUUAGGUGUGGGAUAGAAUUUGUAUACGCUUGCAUAAAACUUUAUUUUGUUG